CUCGCUUCUUUUUUCUACAGCGACUUAGCGAGGACGUGCUUCCGGGUCAAAGGGUUUGCUUCCGGAGAGCGGGAAGGCUGAAACGCGGUGGUUAAGCUGGGACUGAGUUUGCAAGGUUCUCGGUGGGAGAAGGCUAUAGCCAUGGACAGGUCAGUUCUGGUGGUGACGGCCGAGCCCGGACACUUGUCCCUCCAGGGUGUUGGAGGAACGAAACAGGAGCGGCUUUGAAGAGAUGGCAUCUCCUGUGAUCCGGGAGGCAGAGGUGACUCGGACUGCACGAAAACAGAGUGCUCAAAAAAGAGUUUUAAUUCAGGCAUCCCAAGAUGAAAUUUUUGCUAAUACUACACCAAGAAACCAGGUUAUCCCCCGAACUCCCAGUUCAUUUAGACAACCUUUAGUUACUCCAACAAACCGAAGCUUACUAAGGCAGCCAGAUGUUUUCUGCAUUCUUGGAACUGGAGGGAGGUCUCCUCGGCUUACACAGUCUUCAGGGUUCUUGGGAAAUCUGUCUAUGGUAACUAAUCUGGAUGACAGUAAUUGGGCCGCUGCAUUCUCAUCACAGCGUGCAGGGCUCUUCACAAACACAGAGCCCCACAGUGUAACAGAGGAUGUAACUCUCAGUGCUGUUAUGUUACGGGAGGACGAUCCUGGAGAAGCUGCAUCCAUGAGUAUGUUUUCUGAUUUCCUGCAGUCUUUUUUGAAGCACUCUUCAACUACAGUUUUUGACCUUGUGGAAGAGUAUGAAAACAUUUGUAGUAGUCAGGUGAAUAUACUGAGUAAAAUAGUGAGCCGAGCAACACCUGGACUUCAAAAGUUUUCAAAAACAGCCAGUAUGCUCUGGCUUCUUCAACAGGAGAUGGUCACAUGGAGGCUGCUGGCUUCUUUGUAUAGAGACAGAAUACAGUCUGCAUUAGAAGAUGAAAGUAUGUUUGUAAUUACUGUUCUUAAUGCCAGUGAAAAAGCAGUUGUGGAAGCAUUAUUUCAGAGAGAUUCACUUGUCCGACAAAGUCAGCUGGUGGUAGAUUGGUUGGAGAGCAUUGCCAAAGAUGAGAUUGGAGAUUUUUCGGAUAAUAUUGAGUUUUAUGCAAAGUCAGUAUAUUGGGAAAAUACUCUGCAUACCUUGAAACAGCGGCAGCUCUCUUCUUACAUAGGAAGUGUCCGUCCUCUUGUCACUGAAUUGGACCCUGAUGCUCCCAUAAGACAGAAGAUGCCCCUUGAUGAUCUGGAUAGAGAAGAUGAAGUCAGAUUACUUAAAUAUCUUUUCACUCUGAUUCGUGCUGGAAUGACAGAAGAGGCACAACGACUCUGCAAACGCUGUGGUCAGGCAUGGAGAGCUGCAACACUUGAAGGCUGGAAGCUCUAUCAUGACCCCAAUGUUAACGGAGGAACAGAAUUAGAACAUGUUGAAGGGAAUCCAUAUAGAUGCAUUUGGAAAAUAAGUUGUUGGAGAAUGGCGGAAGAUGAGCUUUUUAAUAGAUAUGAGAGAGCAAUUUAUGCAGCUUUAAGUGGGAAUCUCAAGCAGCUGCUUCCUGUCUGUGACACCUGGGAAGACACAGUGUGGGCCUACUUUCGGGUGAUGGUGGACAGUCUGGUAGAACAGGAGAUCCGGACAUCAGUAAUAACUCUAGAUGAAACUGAAGAACUCCCUAGAGAAUAUUUGGAGGCAAAUUGGACUUUAGAAAAGGUUUUUGAAGAACUUCAAGCUACUGAUAAAAAGAGAGUUCUGGAAGAGAAUCAAGAACAUUAUCAUAUAGUUCAAAAAUUCCUUAUCCUGGGAGACAUUGAUGGUCUGAUGGAUGAAUUUAGCAAAUGGCUUUCCAAAAGCAGAAACAAUCUACCUGGACACCUCCUUCGCUUCAUGACUCACCUCAUUUUGUUUUUCCGCACUCUGGGACUACAGACCAAAGAAGAAGUUUCCAUUGAGGUUUUAAAGACAUACAUACAGCUUUUAAUAAAUGAGAAACAUACAAAUCUCAUAGCAUUUUAUACCUGUCAUUUGCCUCAAGACCUCGCUGUUGCCCAGUAUGCAUUAUUUUUGGAAGGUGUUACAGAAUUUGAACAGCGCCACCAUUGCCUGGAGCUGGCUAAAGAAGCAGAUUUGGAUAUUGCAACUAUAACAAAAACCGUAGUUGAGAAUAUUCGGAAGAAAGAUAAUGGUGAAUUCAGUCAUCAUGACCUGGCCCCAGCCCUAGAUACUGGCACUACUGAGGAGGACCGUUUAAAAAUCGAUGUAAUUGACUGGUUGGUAUUUGACCCAUCGCAGAGGGCGGAAGCACUAAAACAAGGCAAUGCCAUAAUGAGGAAAUUCUUGGCAUCAAAAAAGCACGAAGCUGCAAAAGAAGUAUUUGUGAAAAUUCCUCAGGAUUCAAUAGCAGAAAUCUAUAACCAGUGGGAGGAACAAGGAAUGGAGAGCCCACUUCCUGCUGAAGAUGAUAACGCUAUCCGAGAACACUUGUGCAUUAGAGCUUACUUGGAAGCCCAUGAAACCUUUAAUGAGUGGUUUAAGCAUAUGAAUUCAGCUCCACAAAAACCUACUUUGACACCUCAAGCAACUUUUACUGAGAAAGUGGCUCAUGAACACAAAGAAAAGAAAUAUGAAAUGGAUUAUGGUAUUUGGAAAGGGCAUUUGGAUGCCCUAACUGCUGAUGUGAAGGAGAAAAUGUACAAUGUCUUGUUGUUUGUUGAUGGAGGGUGGAUGGUGGAUGUUAGAGAGAAACAAAAUAUGUGCAAUGAAGUUGUCCUCCCUGUGCACCUCUCCCCUCAUCCUGAUGCUUCUUCCCAGCAGGAAUCACUGCUGGUGGAUGCUGAGGAAGACCAUGAAAGAACAUAUCAAAUGGUUUUACUGAGAAAGCUUUGUCUGCCAAUGUUGUGUUUUCUGCUUCACACCAUAUUGCAUAGUACCGGUCAGUAUCAGGAAUGCCUGCAGUUAGCGGAUAUGGUAUCCUCUGAGCGCCACAAGCUGUAUCUGGUGUUUUCUAAGGAAGAACUAAGGAAAUUGCUACAGAAGUUAAGAGAAUCCUCUCUAAUGCUCCUAGACCAGGGACUUGAUCCAUUAGGAUAUGAAAUUCAGUCAUAAUUCGUCUGCUGUUUGUAAUCUCAAUAAUUUCCAUGAUAAAUGGAAGUUUUUCUGUAAAAUAUAUAUAUUUGUAAUUACUGGGUUUUUUCUUUUGCCUUAUGGGGAAAAUGUUUAUGAAAUUUAGGCAUUUAAUUUUGUACUUUUAAGAAUAUUAUGGUGACACUUUGAAAAUUUAAGGUAUUAUAUAAUUCCCUGUGUUUAUUAAUAAAACUAUAUAAAAACUAAAA
Globicephala melas (long-finned pilot whale) is the source of this 3303-nucleotide messenger RNA. RefSeq names its product nucleoporin 107 (gene NUP107). The record is from RefSeq and is a predicted model, not a curated record. Lineage: Eukaryota; Metazoa; Chordata; Mammalia; Artiodactyla; Delphinidae. Gene Ontology annotation, molecular function: structural constituent of nuclear pore. Gene Ontology annotation, biological process: mRNA export from nucleus; post-transcriptional tethering of RNA polymerase II gene DNA at nuclear periphery; protein import into nucleus. Gene Ontology annotation, cellular component: nuclear pore; nuclear pore outer ring.